UUCAGUUUGAAUAAUUCAGUUAGACUGAUCGGUAGAUGCAUGUGUAAAAUCAGUCAACAGUUUUUCUAUUUUUCGUUGCUUGACUAGAAUAUUUCGAAUUUUUCUUUUCUCAAAUUCAGUUGUGGUUGCGAUAUUUUUUUGAUUAUAUUUGUAUACAUCUAUACGAAGGAAAGCAUGUGUAUAUCGCAGAUGAGUGAAGCUUAUAAAUACAAUCUGGUGGUUAUCAAAUAUUUAUGCCGAAAUAAAAUCAAUCUCUGAUUGUUAUCUAUGGAUCAAAUCUCAAAUCACAAUGGUGUCGAGUCCUCAGAAGAGCAAAUUUUACAAAAUGGAUUAAGUGAAGACGACGACUACAAAUAUGAACCGUAUAAUGACAAUGAUGUAGACGAUCCAGAACCAGUCAAAUGUAUAUUUUUAUGUGAAUUUCAUCCAACGGCUGGUCCGAAAAUCUCAUGCCAAGAACCAGCUGAUUUCAUAUCGAAAGAACUUUUCAAAACAGUCAGCCGAUAUAUCAUACCAAAGAUUCAGUUACAACGAAGCUUCCUUAGUGUAUCAUUGCUCGGGAAGAAAAUACUCGGUUAUCCGGUUCGAAUAGACAACAAACAGUACACGAGAAAUGCGUUCUACUUUAACUUUUGUUUCGUUUUCGCUCCAACCACUCGGACCGUUGUGUAUGAACCAGUCGUACGCAAGCUAACGGAAUACAUGUUAACAAUGGAAUUGUCAACGAAGAUACUUUCUCAAAUAAAUGAUGCGGCACAAGUGACUCGACUCACCAGGCUCCUAGCACAAAUUCGGAGGGACAUCAACAGAAAACGAAUGUGUAUGCUUCAAGAGGGCAGCACUAUCAUACCGUUAUGUGUCGUUCCACAUUACCCCGAACAGCCGGCAGUGUAUCCACAUAGUGCAGUUAUAUUAAAUAGUAAAUUUCAUAAAUAUGUUCAAACACAAUGGGAUCUCACAACAUUACGAAUCUUGCCUUACAUAAAUGGCUUUAAUCAUAUCAGUCGAAUAUCAGCAAUGGCCGAUGUAGCACAAGGCUUAGUCAUCGAUUGUGUAAAACACUUAGUUCUAUUAGGAGUGGCCGUUAUCGUUCCAGUUUUUCAAUAUAGCAAUGUGUAUCGACCGACACCGAAACUGUCUCAAUUAGCAAAGUGCCACCUAUUGCAGGAACGUUGCAUAGAACGUUGCUCCAAAUCAAAUCUGCGACAAGCCAAAGUACGUGACAUUUUCCGAAUCUUCGCAUCGAUGGCCCAUGGAGCCACAUUCGGUGAAUUGUGUGUCCGUUUCAAUCCGGCCGCACUGAACAUCAGUGAAAAGCAAAUGGUACUGUUCGGUCUGUUAGAAGGCCUAAUUCGACGUGUCGACAGAUAUCCAAUUACGGUCAGCCGAAAUCUGUUCUACGACGACGAGGAUGCACUUGCAUUUCUGAACAAAAAACCAAUUGCGCCCGGUCCGAUAGACACCUUUGAUCCGUUGUUUGCAACGGAUGCUCCGCCACCGAAAGAUCGAGUCAGUCAUCCGUUGCCGCGAGGAAAUAACAAACGGCAGCAAUGUAACGGUAAUAAUGGUACUGGUAACCAGCAAUUGUGCAUUUACAACGGUUUGAAAUCAUUGGACGAGAUUUGCUGCACUAGGGGUAUUAGUUCCGGUCAGCUUGAGAUGCAAUUAGCCAAAGAUAGGCAUGUUAUCGUACUUUUAAAAUAAAUUUUUGACAAAUUGUAAAUAUAUUAAACUCAAAAUGAA
Bradysia coprophila is the source of this 1743-nucleotide messenger RNA. RefSeq names its product GATOR1 complex protein NPRL2-like. Gene Ontology annotation, biological process: cellular response to amino acid starvation; negative regulation of TORC1 signaling; positive regulation of autophagy. Gene Ontology annotation, cellular component: GATOR1 complex; vacuolar membrane. Gene Ontology annotation, molecular function: GTPase activator activity. NCBI's taxonomy places the organism in Eukaryota, Metazoa, Arthropoda, Insecta, Diptera, Sciaridae. The record is from RefSeq and is a predicted model, not a curated record.